Molecule: messenger RNA, 2235 nt
Organism: Linnemannia hyalina
Lineage: Eukaryota; Fungi; Mortierellomycota; Mortierellomycetes; Mortierellales; Mortierellaceae
Source: the annotation of a GenBank genome assembly
AUGCCGAAAAAGACACAGGCUCCAACAACACAGGCACCACCUACACCAACAUCACCAGCACCCUCAAGUCGAGAAGCAGGGGGAUCAGAACAGGCGAAUGCCGUGACAACCUCAUCCGUCCGCUUCACCAACUCAAACAGUAGCAGCAACACUGCAACCACAACUGCAACCACAACUGCUACUUCCCUAAAGCAAACACUCAAACAACGCAACACCACAACCAGCAACAGCAAUGGUCACGAUCUGACAAAUGGACACCGGACUCGGACAGACUCAAAGAUGGGCGAGUUUGAGGACAGUGCCGACAACAGUGGGAGCGAUUCGAGUUCUGAUCGAACUGAACAACUGGACGAAUUCUCGCGCUGGAGGAACGCGGUGCAGCCAUAUUGUCCGUCGUACUCGGUGGCCUUCAAGACUAUCUUUCUCGUGAGGGCGCUGGCAGCGACGUACUCGAAUAUUUCGGACUGUGACGAAGUGUUCAACUUUUGGGAGCCAAUGCAUUAUCUCCAGUACGGGUCAGGACUUGAGACGUGGGAGUACUCUCCCCUGUAUGCUAUCAGGAGUUGGGCGUACAUUCUCCUUCACGCCCUUACCGCGGAGAUCACCCGUCUUGCCCUGACAUUCUUGCCGUCAACGUUUGCAAUGUACACGACAAUGCUGUUCUUCAGCCAGAUGCUUCAACCGCCACGCCAACAUUCAGCAAAGCGGACAUUCUGGGCUAUUUUCUGGGUCGGCCUAGGCGGAUUGUUGGGCUGGCCAUUCUCGGCAGCCGUGGGCUUGCCCUUUGCUCUGGAGGAACUCUUGAUCCACAGUCGCAACCAGAGCAAGAAGAAGACUGUCAGGUUCAGAGAUUGGCGCAGGAUCCGGUUUCUUCGUCUGGUAACAUCUGCCAUUGCAGUCCUGGGAUGUGUCCUGAUCCCCAUCAUUGUCAUCGACCGUUAUUACUACAAAAAGCUGGUCGUUGUCCCUCUCAACAUCGUGUUGUACAACGUCUUUGGCGGUGAUGUUGGGCCUGACAUCUUUGGCACGGAACCAUGGUGGUUUUACAUUCUUAACGGGAUCUUGAACUUUAACGUCCUCUUUAUCGCUGCCUUGGUGUCCCUACCCGCCCUCUUGGUGACAUAUUAUGCCAUUCCGGAUGCGCUUCCCAACUCACCCAACAGUCCAGGAGAGAUCAAGGACCUACUGCUGUUGUUCUCGUUGAAGCUGUCGCCAUUUUACCUCUGGUUCGCCAUCUUCACCGCGCAGCCACACAAGGAGGAGCGCUUCCUGUUUGUUGUCUACCCUCUGAUCUGUUUCAACGCAUGCAUGACCCUUUUCAUGGUCCAGAAGCUGGUCCAGCGUGGCCUCGACCGCUUCGUCACCCGCUCCAAGACGGCGGCGAUUCACAAGUACUCGGCAGGAUUGGUUUGGGUUGUGUUGAUUGCAGCAGCAGCACUUUCAAUUUCCAGGAUCUUGGCGCUUCAUGAACAUUACUCGGCACCUAUUGACGUGUACAGGAAGGCGUUCGAUCUAGUCAAGGUUCCAGGACCUAUUGUUAUCGGAGGCGCUGUUGACCCCACUGUUGUUGCAGCAGCAGCAGCUACUUUAGCUACUUCAGAGGACGGAAGUGUCAAUGUUGAGGCAUCCAAGAAGCCAGAGGUCGUUCGUGUUUGUGUUGGCAAGGAAUGGUACCGGUUUCCCUCGCACUACUUUUUGCCCGAGGGCGCCAAGUUAGGACUGAUCAAGAGUCAUUUUGACGGACUUUUGCCUGGCGAGUUCUUGGAGUCUGCCAAUGCAUCUGGAGAGCUGCCACCUUUGGAGGCACAUCCUUCUGCUAAUGCUGGAAAGACGCAUCGGCCGUUCAGGAUUGACUGGCGCUGGAGUGCAGACAGACGUCCUGGCACUUCGCACAUCCCUCUUUUGAUGAACAACGAGAACAAGGAAGUUCAGGAGCACUAUACACCGUUGGAGCAAUGUCAGUAUUUGGUGGAUCUGGAUUACAGUGGCCGGUACACGGACAAGGAAGACUCUACGACUGCAGAUCUCAUUGAACCACGGUACCUGCAGGACAAGGAGAACUGGGAACGGCUGUAUUGCACAAAGUUCCUGGAUACUACUGUCGGAGCUGGGCGACACCCAUUGAUCCGUGCGUUCUGGAUCCCGGACAAAAUCACUGUUGCACUGACGAGGGGGCAAACAAAAGUCUGGGGAGAUUACUGUCUUGCCCGGCGUAGGGCUACUCCUUCUGUAUGA